UUUCUGAUAUAUCAGAGAUAGAUUAGGUUCUGAAUUUGAUUAAACCCAAUUCCCACCUCUUUCUUUUUCAUGUCUCCAUAGAUUGUAGAUGCAACACUAGAAACAUGAAAGGGAGAGAAUUGCCAAGUUCUGAAGUUUGAAGUUUUUUGUUUGUUCAAAAAAUGGAACCAAGAAUUCAGUUGCUUUUUCUGGUUGUUUUUAUCCAAGCUUACAUCAUAGCAGCAGUUACUGAUAAUCACGAUGUUAUUGCUUUAAAUUCUGUCAAGAAUAUCUGGAGGAACUUACCCCCCAAUUGGGUGGGCUCAGAUCCCUGUGGUGAUGGCUGGGUAGGAAUCCAGUGCAUGAAUUCACGAGUCAGCUCGAUAAUGUUGGGAAGCAUGGGCUUGGAAGGGCAGCUGUCUGAUGACAUUUCAUCCUUAACUGAAUUACAGAUUUUGGAUCUAUCUCAGAACCAAGGCCUGACAGGACCUCUUCCAGCAUCAAUUGGGAAUUUAACGAAGCUAACAAAAUUAUUCCUUAAUCAUUGUGGUUUCACUGGUCCAAUUCCUGACACAAUAGGAUCUCUACAACAGCUGGCCUCUUUAUCUCUGAAUUCCAAUAAAUUCAGUGGACAAAUUCCACCAUCUAUUGGUCAUUUAUUGAUGCUAAAUUGGCUGGAUCUGUCUGACAACCAGCUAGAGGGAUCAAUUCCAGUGUCAGAUGGAACUACAUCUGGCCUUGACAUGUUGGUCAAAACACAACACUUUCAUUUGGGAAAGAAUAAACUUUCAGGCGAAAUCCCAAAGCAAAUUUUCAGCUCAAACAUGACUCUGAUACAUGUGGUAUUGGACAGCAACAAACUCAUUGGCCCUAUCCCUUCAACCCUUGGACUUGUGCAAUCUUUGCUGGUGGUACGUUUUGAUAACAAUUACUUAAGUGGGAGUGUUCCAUCAAACCUCAACAAUCUCAAAAAUCUUACUGAUCUUUAUUUGUCUAACAAUAAACUGAGCGGCACUUUACCCCCCCUUCUUGGCAUGAGCAGUCUCAAAACCUUGGACUUGAGUAAUAAUAGCUUCAAUACCUCUGUGAUUCCUACAUGGGUUUCAUCUGUGUCAUCCUUAACAACGUUGAGGAUGGAAGGGACUCAACUUCAAGGUCAAUUUUCCAGUGACCUCUUCAGCCUUCCAAAUUUGCAGACUGUAGGACUAAAAGACAACUCGUUAAGUGGCACCUUGUAUAUAGGCACGAAAUUUAGCAACCAGCUGAGGCUCAUAGAUUUGCAGAAUAAUGACAUUACUGAUUUCAAUGAAACAGGAGAACACAACAUUGAGAUAAAACUUGCUGGUAACCCCAUUUGUCAAGAGACAGGAAGAACAGAAAAUUACUGUGUACCACCACCACAAUCAAAUUCCACAUCCUUUUUUAGACACUGGUAUGUCAGGAAAAAUAGCGGCAGCAUUCCUCAGUUAAGAGGUGCAAAAUGUUUCUCAUUUGAGGAGCUUAAGAAAUAUACAAAUAACUUUUCAGAGGCCAACAAUAUUGGAUACGGGGGUUAUGGAAAGGUUUAUAGGGGAACUCUUCCCAGUGGAGAGUUGAUUGCAAUCAAACGAGCCCAGCAAGGAUCAAUGCAGGGUGCGCUGGAAUUCAAAACAGAGAUUGAACUUCUGUCUAGAGUCCAUCAUAAAAAUGUUGUUAGUCUAUUAGGAUUUUGUUUUGAGAGACAUGAACAAAUGCUAACAUAUGAAUUUGUUCCAAACGGCACUUUGCAUGAAGCUCUAUCAGGAAAGUCAGGAAUCAGACUGGAUUGGACCAGGCGACUCAAGAUAGCCCUUGGUGCAGCUAGAGGCUUGGCAUAUCUGCAUGAACUUGCCAAUCCUCCUAUCAUACAUAGGGACAUUAAGUCGGCUAACAUAUUAUUGGAUCAGCACCUCACUGCUAAAGUUGCCGAUUUUGGUCUUUCCAAGCCUAUAAGUGACAGGGAAAAAGGUCAUGUUACCACUCAAGUCAAAGGUACAAUGGGUUACAUGGAUCCUGAAUAUUUUAUGACCCAGCAGCUAACUGAGAAGAGUGAUGUUUAUAGUUUUGGGGUGCUUUUGUUGGAGCUGAUAACUGCAAGAAAACCAAUAGAGCGAGGGAAGUAUAUUGUAAGAGAGGUGAGGAUGGCAACAGAUAAGGCAAAAGAUUUGCAUGGUCUACAUCAGAUUCUUGACCCAGCCAUUCUGGAUACAAGCUUGAAAGGUUUAGAAAAGUUUGUGGCCCUAGCAAUGCGCUGUGUGGAAGAAUCAGGAGCUGACAGGCCUAAAAUGAGUGAAGUGGUAAAAGAGAUCGAAAGCAUCACGCUGAUUGCUGGGAUGAAUCCCAACGUUGAGACACCCACAAGUUCAUCAAGUUAUGAGGAGGCAUCCAAGGGAAGUCCCUUCCAUCCAUUCAGCAAUGAGUCCUUUGCUAAUGGUAGUACAUUUCCAGCUUCAAUUUAAGGUUUCAACAGAUAUUGAGUUUGAUUUUAGGUUUUUUUUUUUUUUUUUAAGCAUUGAACAGCUUUUUUGUCUAGUAUUUAGUUUGACAGGAGGAUGUAUAUAUAUGUGUGUGAAAAUUAAGACACCCUGGUACU
Messenger RNA from Rubroshorea leprosula, 2590 nucleotides. The record is from the annotation of a GenBank genome assembly. Lineage: Eukaryota; Viridiplantae; Streptophyta; Magnoliopsida; Malvales; Dipterocarpaceae.